Molecule: messenger RNA, 759 nt
Organism: Pedinophyceae sp. YPF-701
Lineage: Eukaryota; Viridiplantae; Chlorophyta; Pedinophyceae
Source: the annotation of a GenBank genome assembly
AUGCAGCUCCCUGCACUGCCCGCGCCCCUCGCCUGGGGCCUUGCUGCGUCCGCAGCGCUGUGCGCAGCGGCCCUGGCGGUACUUGCAUGCCUCUGCGCAUGGUCCGCGAUCGAUCGCGUGGCCAACCGCGCCGGGGGCGGCCCCGUCAUGGUCGUGCUGGGGUCCGGCGGGCACUCUGCGGAGAUGACGGCGCUGUUGCGGGCAGUGCUCGUCCCAUCCGGCCGAGAAGACGACGACCUCGACACUGAGGAGGCCAGGGCUUGGUUCCGGGAAUCGCAGAGGCUGUACGUGAUCGCGGAAACUGACACAGGGAGCGCUACCAAAGCCAAGGCGCUCGAGGCGGACGUGCGGAAACAGGCGGUCGCGCGAGGGGCAGGGAAGAGUGGGCGCGCGGGAGGGUUCGAGAUACUGCGCAUACCGCGGAGCCGGGAGGUACACCAGUCGUACGUCAGCUCCGUCGCGACCACGCUCCGCUCGACUCUCCACGCGCUGCACCUCGUGUUGCGCCACCGGCCGGCAGCUGUGGUGGCCAACGGGCCGGGGACCUGCCUCCCCGUCUGCCUGUGCGCAGCGGCGCUCAGCUGGCUCCGUGUCCAGCCCUGCAAAGUCAUAUUCUUCGAGAGCAUCUGCCGCGUGUCGACCCUCUCGCUCACCGCGAAGAUCGUGCGGCUGCUGCGGGCCGCCGAUCCGCUGCUCGUCCAGUGGGAGGAGGCUGCUCAACUGCACCCCGGCUGCGUCUUUCGCGGACGCGUGUACUAG